UUCAGAUGCCGCUAUAAUGUUCAGUCAGUCGAUGUGAACUGCGACACGCGCGCGCGUCGCUUUUCGCGCUCUUGUUUUAUCUACGUCCGUUGGCGUCCUUUGAGCGCAUUUGUUUCGUUGUAACACAACAAGAUAUUUUUAAUUAAUAAAAACACAAUUACGAGAAUAAAAAGAGACUAAUUAAAAUACGACAUGUGAUAUGUUUUUUGACUUGAAUGCAUUUGAAAUUGAAUGCAGUUUAAAUUAAUACCUUGACAUAGUUUAUUAAGUGUAAGUGAAUUAAAUAUUUAAUGCAAUGUCGAAGAAGCAAGUGACUUCGGAAUUCAAGUCGAACGAGACAUGGAGGAUACUGAAGAACGUUGUCAUUAUCAGCAUCGCCUUUAUGGUUCAGUUCACAGCGUACAGUGGAGCAGCCAAUCUGCAAAGUUCGAUUAACGCCGAAGCAGGUCUGGGCACGGCCUCACUUGCCGCCGUGUACGCGGGUCUCAUCUUCUCUAACAUAUUUCUACCAGUUAUUGUUAUAAAAUGGCUGGGCACGAAGUGGGCGAUGGCAUUAUCCUUCGUAACUUACAUGCCGUACAUCGCAGCACAGUUGCUGCCGCGCUUCUGGACCCUCAUCCCAGCCGGGCUCUUCGUCGGCUUCGGCGGCGGCCCGCUCUGGUGUUCCAAGUGCACAUAUUUAUCCGUCGUUUCAGAAGCGCACAGCAAGAUAUCUAACAUUUCAGCGGAGGCGCUGCUCACGCGGUUCCUUGGAUUAUUCUUCAUGAUAUUCCAGUUGAACCAAGUCUGGGGGAAUCUCAUCUCUUCUUUAGUUCUCUCGUCAGGUGACAAUGAGGCGGCGGUGACCGCGCUUAAUGAGUCCUUGAUUCCGGAGCUGUGCGGUGCCAAUUUCCUGCCUAGCGCGGACGCGGGCGACGCGCUACAGCCACAGCCGCCGGAGAAGAUACAGAUGAUUGUUGGGAUAUACUUGGCAUGUAUGGCCGGUGCUGCUCUUAUUGUUGCUGUUGGCGUGGAUUCUAUGAAAAGAUAUGACACCGGGCGCUCCGGCUCGGGCACGGGGCAUUCCGGCAUGGCGCUGCUAGUUGUAACGCUCAAGUUGCUCAUAGAACCCAACCAGUUGAUGCUUGUCACUAUCAACGUCUUCAUUGGUUUACAACAGGCAUUCUUUGGUGCUGAUUUUACCGCUGCAUUUGUAUCGUGUGCCAUCGGCACUGGUACUGUGGGUUUCGUCAUGAUGACGUAUGGAGUAGCUGACGCGAUCGGCUGCGUUGUUACUGGAUAUAUUGCUAAGGUAACUGGUCGCCUACCGUUGCUUUGCACAGCGGCAAUAGUCCAGGCUGGGCUUUUUAUGUCUAUCCUAACAUGGCGGCCGCAUCCCAGCGAGGAAUAUGUUCUCUAUAUUAUAGCUAUACUCUGGGGAUUGUGUGACUCCGUUUGGAUCGUACAAAUUAACGCCUAUUACGGGAUCUUGUUCCCGGGCAGAGAAGAGGCGGCGUUCUCAAACUUUAGACUCUGGGAGUCUGUGGGAUAUAUCAUUGCUUACGUGAUAUCUCCAUACUUAAGGACAAGUGCCAAGACUUACCUGCUGAUUGUGAUGAUGAUCAUUGGUAUCGCUCUCUACUUCGUCGUCGAGUUCAGAGAUAGAAAAGCGAAGAAGAAGUUAGAUGAGAAGAAGAAGGAUCUUUAUACUAUUGGUUGUGAUAAUAUUGCCUUUCAAAAUAUCGAAUAA
This is a messenger RNA of Papilio machaon (common yellow swallowtail), 1729 nucleotides long. Its product is annotated as UNC93-like protein. Gene Ontology annotation, cellular component: striated muscle dense body; plasma membrane. Gene Ontology annotation, molecular function: potassium channel regulator activity. Gene Ontology annotation, biological process: regulation of muscle contraction; regulation of potassium ion transport. NCBI's taxonomy places the organism in Eukaryota, Metazoa, Arthropoda, Insecta, Lepidoptera, Papilionidae. The record is from RefSeq and is a predicted model, not a curated record. The transcript is spliced from 11 exons. Bases 296 to 1729 code for a protein of 477 amino acids.